AAACUAGGAUAUUAUAUUUUUAUUAGUAGUAACAAUUAUUAAGAUUGAGAGUCAGGAUAAGAAAGGCUACUGGAAAUAAUAGGUGAAAAUAUCGAACUCAGAAUAUGAGAAAUAGAAUGUAAAUAAUUGUGUAACAAAUGUCUAGAAUACUGAAGUUUGUUUUGUUUCAUUUUACUUAACUUUUAAAACUUACAUCUUUUGUUUAAUUUUUAUUUUUUGGAUAAAAACUUGGUUAAUUUUGCCUGAUUACUUUAAACAUUGGAAGCAAAAUACAAGAUUUAUAUUUCAUGCUACAGGACAGCUUCCAUCAUCCAUCUAGAGAGAGAGAGAUAGAGUGAGAGAGAAAGAGAGAGAGAGAGAAGCGCGGCGGUGAUAAGUCUCCCAGAGCGAGAGAAAUCUGGGAGGGGCGAAGAAGGGUAGGCCUCUUCUGUUCCAUUGAUACCACGUUCAUUCACAGGAGCCGGCUGAAACAGACUACUCCCCUGUGCAGUCGUUCCCUCUACCCUAAUAAGGCUUUGGCGCCUCUCCCAGAACUCGGUCCAGGGAAUGCUCUCUGCCUGGUCCAGCCCCGACAGACGCGGUCCGAGAAGAGCGGAGCGCGGAAACCGCGGAGCAUGAGUCCUCCGAGGCUGCGAGCGUCGCUGUCGCCGUCGCUGCUGCUGCUGCUGCUGCUGAGUGGUUGCCUCCUCGCGGCUGCUCGGAGGGAAAAGGGAGCUGCUAGCAACGUGGUGGAGCCGGUCCCCGGGCCCACAGGCGGCUCCUCGGGUCGCUUCCUCAGCCCCGAGCAGCACGCGUGCAGCUGGCAGCUCCUGCUUCCCGCCCCGGGGGCCGCAGCGGGCAGCGAGCUGGCGUUGCGCUGCCAGAGCCCGGACGGAGCACGCCACCAGUGCGCCUACCGCGGGGAGCCGCAGCGCUGCGUAGCCUACGCCGCUCGCCGCGCGCACUUUUGGAAGCAGGUGCUGGGCGGGCUGCGCAAGAAGCGGAGGCCCUGUCACGACCCCACGCCGCUCCAGGCCCGCUUGUGCGCGGGCAAGAAGGGCCACGGUGCCGAGCUGCGACUAGUGCCCCGCACGUCCCCGCCCGCACGCCCCUCCGCCGCGGGAUUCGCGGGGGAGUCCAAGCCCAGGGCCCGCAGCCGGGGACGGCCCCGGGAGCGUGCGCCCGGCCCAGCCGCUGGGACCCCGCCACCCCAAAGCGCACCGCCGAAAGAAAACCCCUCUGAGAGGAAGACCAACGCGGGCAAGAGGAAGGCGGCCUUGGUCCCCAACGAGGAGCGACCCAUGGGGACCGGGCCCGACCCCGACGGGCUAGAUGGGAACGCGGAGCUCACGGAGACCUACUGCGCUGAGAAGUGGCACUCCCUCUGCAACUUCUUUGUCAAUUUCUGGAACGGCUGAGACUGCCUGCCAGCUUAGGGAGGGAUGAGGGGGGAGGCAUGGGGAAGGGAAAGCUAAGGGCGUCUUAGACCGGGGGCUACCAUGAUAGAGAAUGGGGAGAAUCCAGGUUCCCGAAUGGGGCGGGGGCAAGGGUAAGGGUGGGGUGCUUGGGAUGAGAGUGUAAGGGGUAUGGAGAAUCUCUGGGAUAGCAGAGACGUUAACAAUUUUAAAGAGUCUCAGUCCUGAUUAAGAGCAGGAAAAAUAAUGGAAACAGAAAUAGGAGUACCUUAAAUGUGCAAAAACUGGAGACUGGGGAGAGAAAUCGAUGUCGAGAGAGGCUGAGAAUAAGGGGGAGAUAGAGUGACUAAGGUGAUGGGAGUCCCAUGUGGGGAGGGGGAUGCAAUGCUUAUUGUUUAACAUUUCUAUUAAAUGAAGCCAUGAGCAAUUGCCAACCUGAGCCAGGUUGAAUCAUGUCUUCUCACCUAAUCAGCUAACAAGACUGCAGACUUCUUUCCCCUUUCUGAAUUGGUAUAAACUUGGAUGCGGCGUAGUGGGUGUCAUAGAUAACCUUUAUAGGAACAGAAGCCUCACAGGUCAAAACUGGCUCCAAGGAAAGGUUUGCAGAAUGAUUUCCUUUCCAUUCUUUUAGAAGAUCUACCUUUUUUUUUUUUUCUAAGACAGGGUCUGGCUUGCCCAGGCUGGAGUGCAGUGGCUAUUCACAGAUGCAAUAAUAGGCACUGCAGUCUCCAACUCGUGACCUCAAGGGAUCCUCACAUCUUAGCCUCCAGGAUAGCUAGGAGUAGCUGGGACUACAAGCAUGCACCGCUGCACUUGGCUUAUACGUGCUACUUUACUUUUAUUUUUGAGACAGGGUCUUGUGUCAUCCAGGCUGGAGUGCAGUGGUGCAAUUAUGGCUCACUGCAGCCUCGACAUUCCAGUCUCAAAUGAUCCUCCUGCCUCAGCCUCCGGAGUAGCUCGGACUACAGGGGUGUGCCACUAGAAGUGCUACUUUUUAACAAAAUGGUGACUAAUGUUCUGGAACUUUCCCAUUAACCUUCUGCAUUUAGAAGUGAAUUAUAGAUGUUGAGUGUUCCAGUAAAAAGUGAUUCUCUUUAUAUUUGAUGAUAUUUUUUAAAAUAGCUAAAAUGUAAGUAUGUAUCUCAGAGUCAUUUUGACCAUUAUGGAAGUUGUAUCUCUCUGUUUCAUGUAACUAAUUAUUAAUGUAUUUCAUUUGUGUGUGUGAUGUGAUAGACUGUGUAUGUUAGGUGCUCAAUAAAAACUGUAUGGUUAGAUUUAAAGAACUGACAAGGCAAUGGAAAUUCUACCUGCAUUUGAUCUACUUCCAAGUACACCUUGAAUUAAGUUCUUAAACACAUCUUGAAUUGCUGGGAAAAGACAGAAACUAAGAAGUUGACAUAAAGCAAGAGUCACAAACUGGCAGCCACCUGGCCCUAUCAUUGUUCUAUUUGAUUUGCACCCUGGUUCUCUUUCUUUUUCCCUUCCUCCCCACUUUCCUCCCAUCCAUUGUUGAAUCUGUGGAUAAAGAGCCCAUGGAUAUGGAGGGGCAGCUAUAUAUAUAAAUAUAUAUGUGUGUGUGUAUAUAUAUAUAUGAAAAAACAUAUAUGUUUUUCCAUUAUAUGUGUGUGUGUGUGUGUGUGUGUGUUGCAAUCACUCAUUUGGGAGCUUGAAGUUAAAUCCUCUUGGUCAUUCCCUUCUUAACAAGGUGAGAUCAUUUUAUUCUGAAUAUUUUGGUCCUCCAUUUGAAGCAAACCAUUGCAUACUAUAUUAAAACAACAACUUCAUAGUCCUUGCACCCUAAACACCUAUGAUCUCAAGAACACAAAAUUUGUUCAAAAUAAAUCAAAGUUAAAUUCAAA
Molecule: messenger RNA, 3253 nt
Organism: Chlorocebus sabaeus (green monkey)
Lineage: Eukaryota; Metazoa; Chordata; Mammalia; Primates; Cercopithecidae
Gene: FGFBP3
Product: fibroblast growth factor binding protein 3
Biological process (GO): cell-cell signaling
Molecular function (GO): growth factor binding
Source: RefSeq, a predicted model, not a curated record